This is a messenger RNA of Trachemys scripta elegans, 1832 nucleotides long. It is a transcript of the gene TOM1L2, whose product is annotated as target of myb1 like 2 membrane trafficking protein. The record is from RefSeq and is a predicted model, not a curated record. Gene Ontology annotation, molecular function: clathrin binding; ubiquitin binding; phosphatidylinositol binding. The transcript is spliced from 16 exons. Lineage: Eukaryota; Metazoa; Chordata; Testudines; Emydidae. Gene Ontology annotation, biological process: signal transduction. Gene Ontology annotation, cellular component: endosome; membrane. The coding region runs from base 71 to 1660 and encodes 529 amino acids.
GUCAGGGCGAGGAGGAGGCCGCAGCUGGAGCGGAGGCCGGGCCGGGCCGGCUGUUUGUUGUCAUCCCAAGAUGGAGUUUCUGCUGGGGAAUCCGUUCAGCACCCCGGUGGGGCAGAGCCUGGAAAAGGCGACUGAUGGCUCCUUGCAGAGUGAGGAUUGGACACUUAACAUGGAGAUCUGCGACAUUAUCAACGAGACAGAAGAAGGUCCAAAGGAUGCUAUCCGAGCACUGAAGAAAAGGCUGAAUGGAAACAGAAAUUACAGAGAGGUGAUGCUGGCUCUAACGGUAUUGGAGACCUGUGUGAAAAACUGUGGCCAUCGCUUCCAUGUCCUCGUGGCAAACCGAGACUUCAUAGAUGGUGUUCUGGUGAAAAUCAUCUCGCCCAAGAACAAUCCUCCCACCAUUGUACAGGAUAAAGUACUCGCCCUGAUUCAGGCUUGGGCAGAUGCAUUUCGAAGUAGCCCCGAUCUAACUGGAGUAGUGCAUAUUUAUGAAGAACUCAAAAGGAAAGGGAUAGAAUUUCCUAUGGCAGAUCUUGAUGCUUUGUCUCCAAUACACACGCCACAGAGGAGUGUUCCUGAAGUAGAUCCAGCAGCAAAUAUGCAUGGGUCCCAGUCCCAGCAAAAGACGAGCACAAGUUCCUACUCAUCCCCAUCUCCAACUGCAUAUUCAGCUCCUCAGGCCCCACCUCUGAAUGUGACUGGUCCCAUCACUGCCAAUUCUGAACAGAUCGCCCGGCUGCGUAGUGAACUGGAUAUUGUUCGUGGGAACACACACGUGAUGUCUGAAAUGUUAACAGAAAUGGUUCCUGGACAGGAGGAUUCAUCAGACCUUGAGUUACUACAGGAAUUGAACCGAACCUGUAGAGCUAUGCAACAGAGGAUUGUGGAACUUAUCUCCCGAGUGUCCAAUGAAGAAGUCACGGAGGAAUUGCUGCAUGUGAAUGAUGAUUUAAAUAACGUCUUCCUCAGAUAUGAGAGGUUUGAACGGUACAGAUCAGGCCGUUCGGCACAAAGCGCCAGUAAUGGAGUGCUGAGUGAAGUGACGGAGGAUAAUUUAAUAGAUCUGGGCCCUGGUUCCCCAGCUGUUGUGAGCCCAAUGGUGGGGAGCACAGCACCUCCAACUUCACUUUCCUCGCAACUUGCAGGGCUUGAUUUGGGCACAGACAGCGUCAGUGGAACACUCAGCUCUCUUCAACACUGUAACCCUCGAGACGACUUUGACAUGUUUGCGCAGACAAGAGGCAGUUCCUUGGCUGACCAACGGAAGAGUGUGACGUAUGAAGAUCCACAGGCUGUCAAAGGACUGGCAUCUGCUCUGGAUGUUCGAAAACAGAAUACAGGAGGGAGGAGAGGUAAAGGUGGGAGCUCAGACAUGGAGCCCAUAGACAAGUGGCUAAUUACACAAGGAAUGAUCCCCGUUGCACAGUCCUCUGUCAUGGAUGACAUUGAGGAGUGGCUCAGUACCGACUUGAAAGGAGAAGAACUGGAAGAAGGCGUGACAAGUGAAGAGUUUGACAAAUUUUUAGAAGAACGAGCCAAAGCUGCCGAGACGGUCCCAAAUCUACCUUCUCCUCCGCUGGAGGCCCCCACUCCUCCUACGAAUCCUUCAGGCAGGAAGAAGCAGGAGCGCUCAGAGGAUGCCCUCUUCGCACUGUAAAGAGCACUCCUGGCUACCAUCCCCGUGCUCUGCGGAAGAAUGUCUCUGUACAGUCACAUUGUCCUCUCCCAGUUCUUGGCUAACCAUGACCCCCUUGCCCUCCUGGUUUCAUCAAUUGCUUCUUCUGCUUAUCUCUGAAACACCCCCCCCCCCCCCCUGCCCUUUGUAUUAA